AUGGCGCAGAGAGAUCAGCUGGACCGAGAAACACUCAGCUGUUCGAUCUGUCUGGAUCUACUGAAGGAUCCGGUGACUACUUCCUGUGGACACAGCUACUGUAUGAGCUGUAUUAAAGGAUUCUGGGAUGGAGAGGAUCAGAGGAAGAUCUACAGCUGCCCUCAGUGCAGAGAGGCCUUCACACCGAGGCCUGUCCUGAAGAAAAACACCAUGUUAGCAGCUUUAGUGGAGCAGCUGAAGAAGACUGGACUCCAAGCUGCUCCUGCUGAUCACUGCUAUGCUGGACCUGAAGAUGUGGCCUGUGAUGUCUGCACUGGGAGGAAGCUGAAAGCCUUCAAGUCCUGCCUGGUGUGUCUGGCCUCUUACUGUGAGAAUCACCUCCAACCUCAUUAUGACGCAACUCCAUUAAAGAAACACAAGCUGGUGCAGCCCUCCAAGAAGCUCCAGGAGAACAUCUGCUCUCGUCAUGAUGAGGUGAUGAAGAUAUUCUGCCGUACAGAUAAGAAGUGUAUCUGUUAUCUGUGCACUAUGGAGGAUCAUAAAGGCCACGACACAGUCUCAGCUGCAGCAGAAAGGACGGAGAGGCAGAGAGAGCUCGAGGUGAGUCGACUAAACAUCCAGCAGAGAAUCCAGGACAGAGAGAAAGAUGUGAAGCUGCUUCAACAGGAGGUGGAGGCCGUCAGUCGCUCUGCUGAUAAAGCAGUGGAGGACAGUGAGAAGAUCUUCACUCAGCUGAUCCGUCUCCUCCAGAAAAGAAGCUCUGAUGUGAAGCAGCAGAUCAGAUCCCAGCAGGAAACUGAAGUGAGUGGAGUCAAAGAGCUUCAGGAGAAGCUGCAGCAGGAGAUCACUGAGCUGAAGAGGAAAGACGCUGAACUGAAGCAGCUCUCACACACAGAGGAUCACAACCAGUUUCUACACAACUACCCCUCAGUGUCACAACUCAGUGAACCUACAGACUCAUCCAGCAUCAAUAUCCGUCCUCUGAGAUACUUUGAGGAUGUGACAGCAGCUGUGUCAGAGCUCAGAGAUAAACUACAGGACAUCCUGAGGGACGAAUGGACAAACAUCUCAGCGGCAGUGACUGGAGUGGACGUUUUACUGUCAGAACCAGAACCCAAGACCAGAGCUGGGUUCUUAAGAUAUUCACGUGAAAUCACUCUGGAUCCAAACACAGUAAACACAAAGCUGUUAUUAUCUGAGGGGAACAGAAAAGUAGAAUAUACAGAACAAGAACAGUCUUAUUCUAGUCACACAGACAGAUUCACUCUUUGUCCUCAGGUCCUGAGUAGAGAGAGUCUGACUGGACGUUGUUACUGGGAGGUGGAGAGGAGAGGAGGAGCAGUUUAUAUAGCAGUCGCAUACAAGAAUAUCAGCAGAGCAGGAACUGAAUCUGCAUUUGGAUUUAAUGACAAAUCUUGGUCUUUAUAUUGUUCCACUGACAGUUAUGAAUUUUACUUCAACAACAUUGAAACUCCCGUCUCAGGUCCUGAUUCCUCCAGAGUCGGAGUGUACCUGGAUCACAGAGCAGGUAUUCUGUCCUUCUACAGCGUCUCUGAAACCAUGACUCUCCUCCACAGAGUCCAGACCACAUUCACUCAGCCUCUCUAUGCUGGAUUUUAUGUUUUUUCCACAGCUGAGUUGUGUAUGUUUGUAUUGAUGUAUUUGUGUCUAGCUGAAAUGGCGCAGAGAGAUCAGCUGGACCGAGAAUCCUUCUCUUGUGUGAUCUGUCUGGAUCUACUGAAGGAUCCGGUGGCUAUUCCCUGUGGACACAGCUACUGUAUGAGCUGUAUUAAAGGAUUCUGGGAUGGAGAGGAUCAGAGGAAGAUCUACAGCUGCCCUCAGUGCAGAGAGGCCUUCACACCGAGGCCUGUCCUGAAGAAAAACACCAUGUUAGCAGCUUUAGUGGAGCAGCUGAAGAAGACUGGACUCCAAGCUGCUCCUGCUGAUCACUGCUAUGCUGGACCUGAAGAUGUGGCCUGUGAUGUCUGCACUGGGAGGAAGCUGAAAGCCUUCAAGUCCUGUCUGGUGUGUCUGGCCUCUUACUGUGAGAAUCACCUCCAGCCUCAUUUUGAUGCAACUCCAUUAAAGAAACACAAGCUGGUGGAGCCCUCCAAGAAGCUCCAGGAGAACAUCUGCUCUUGUCAUGGUAAGAUGAUGGAGAUUUUCUGUCGUACUGAUCAGCAGAUUAUCUGUUAUCUCUGCUCUGUGGAUGAUCAUAAAGGCCACGACACAGUCUCAGCUGCAGCAGAAAGGACGGAGAGGCAGAGAGAGCUCGAGGUGAGUCGACUAAACAUCCAGCAGAGAAUCCAUGACAGAGAGAAAGAUGUGAAGCUGCUUCAACAGGAGGUGGGGGCCGUCAGUCGCUCUGCUGAUAAAGCAGUGGAGGACAGUGAGAAGAUCUUCACUCAGCUGAUCCGUCUCCUCCAGAAAAGAAGCUCUGAUGUGAAGCAGCAGAUCAGAUCCCAGCAGGAAACUGAAGUGAGUGGAGUCAAAGAGCUUCAGGAGAAGCUGCAGCAGGAGAUCACUGAGCUGAAGAGGAAAGACGCUGAACUGAAGCAGCUCUCACACACAGAGGAUCACAACCAGUUUCUACACAACUACCCCUCAGUGUCACAACUCAGUGAACCUACAGACUCAUCCAGCAUCAAUAUCCGUCCUCUGAGAUACUUUGAGGAUGUGACAGCAGCUGUGUCAGAGCUCAGAGAUAAACUACAGGACAUCCUGAGGGACGAAUGGACAAACAUCUCACUGGCAGUGACUGAAGUGGUUUUACUGUCAGAACCAGAACCCAAGACCAGAGCUGAGUUUUUAAAAUAUUCACGUGAAAUCACUCUGGAUCCAAACACAGUAAACACAAAGCUGUUAUUAUCUGAGGGGAACAGAAAAGUAGAAUGGACAGGACAACAACAGUCUUAUUCUAGUCACACAGACAGAUUCAGUAAAUAUCCUCAGGUCCUGAGUAGAGAGAGUCUGACUGGACGUUGUUACUGGGAGGUGGAGUGGAGAGGGUUAGCAGUUGAUGUAGCAGUCGCAUACAAGAAUAUCAGCAGAGCAGGAAGUGAAUCUCAAUUUAGAUGUAAUGACAAAUCUUGGUGUUUAACUUGUGUCACUAACAGGUAUGUAUUUUGGUUCAACAACAUUAAAACUCCCGUCUCAGGUCCUCGUUCCUCCAGAGUCGGAGUGUACCUGGAUCACAGAGCAGGUAUUCUGUCCUUCUACAGCGUCUCUGAAACCAUGACUCUCCUCCACAGAGUCCAGACCACAUUCACUCAGCCUCUCUAUGCUGGUCUUUGGGUUCAGGAUAGAUCCACAGCUGAGUUGUGUAAAGUGAAAUAG
This is a messenger RNA of Scomber japonicus (chub mackerel), 3336 nucleotides long. RefSeq lists its product as uncharacterized. Gene Ontology annotation, molecular function: zinc ion binding; protein binding. The transcript has 3 exons. The record is from RefSeq and is a predicted model, not a curated record. Lineage: Eukaryota; Metazoa; Chordata; Actinopteri; Scombriformes; Scombridae. Bases 1 to 3336 code for a protein of 1111 amino acids.